This is a messenger RNA of Ectocarpus siliculosus, 8499 nucleotides long. The record is from the annotation of a GenBank genome assembly. NCBI's taxonomy places the organism in Eukaryota, Phaeophyceae, Ectocarpales, Ectocarpaceae.
AUGGCGGGACCGAAGUCCCCCGCCCGCGGGCGCGGGCGCGGGAAGGGCGGCAGGGGCGGCAAGGGUCGCGCGGCAGCGGCGGCGGCAUCGCCCGGCCGCGGGAAAGCGGGAGCCGCCGCAGCAGCAGCCAAGUCACCGCCCAAGAGGCGUUCUUCCAGGGGCGCCGCCGCCGCCGCCGCCGCCGCUGAGGAUGUCGCUGCUGAUGAUGAUGCUCCGGCCGAAGAAAACCCCGCCUCCGAAGACCCUGGAACGCCUUCCGGGGGCUCCGCCGAGGGCGCGAGCGCGUCGGCCCCCGAUGCCGAUACCCCAGCACCGGAACCGGCAGAAGCAACAACAGGGCCUACCACGGGCGGAGACUACACCGCAGACUCCAAGCCUGCCGGUACCCAGGCUGCCGCCGAGGAGAAGGCGCCGGCGCCGUUGCCGGCGGCAAUGGGUUCAGCGGCGGUGGCACCAGCGGAAGAGGGAGAGGAGGCGGCGACAGCGAAAGAGGGGGGGGAAGGAGAGGGAGGGGAAGGAGAGGCAGCGGCGGCGGCGGCGGGAGCGAGCCCCCGCGGGCGUGGGCGCGCCAAGGGCAGGGUCAAGGGCGGCCGAGGAGGAGGGGCGUCUCCUGGCCGCGGCGGCGGCCGCGGCGGGGGCCGGGGGGGACCCUCUCCCGGCCGAGGCGGACCGCAGUCACCAGGACGCGGGGGGCGAGGAAGGGGGGGGGCUGCUUUCCCCGGUGGCGGCCGGGGGCGGGGACGCGGCGGCGGUAGCGGUAGCGGCGGUAGCGGUAGCGGUACGCUGGCCAGGGGACCACCCUACGUGCCGGGGGGCAUCACGGCCGCCACCGGCGGGGCGGGGAAGAAGUCGCCGGGUAAGGCGAAGGGUAAGGGCGGCGCCGGCCAUCGGGCCGGAGCGCCGGUGCCGGCCGGUGCUGCUGCUGCCGGCGAACGGAAGCGCAAGCGGACCGGGGGGCUGGUGACUAUCACCGAGAUCAACGAGGACGAGCUGAUGGCGGUGGCGAACCAGAACUGGGCCCCCGGGUCCAAGGCAGCCGCCAAGGGAUCUUUCAAGCCGAAGCUGGUAUCGACCAUCUACCGCAAGGAGCUGAGGUCGUGCAUGCCCACGCCCGGCGCCCGGGCGGGACCCGAGUCGAGCUCGCGCCUUCAGCUGCUGGAGUUCAGCGCUUUCCUGGAAAACUACUUGUGGCCCAACUUCGACGCCAAGAAAUCGUCCACCGAACACCUCAUGAGUACGAUCCUCCUGAUCAACUCCAAGUUCCACGAGGGGGUGAGCGUGUGGGAGUCCCUGGGCAUCUCGGAGGGCCGCCUGGGAAACCUCCCCGUCACCGCAGACGCCUCCUCCUCCUCCAAACCCUCGGCUGCUGCUGCUGCUCAAGGAGCGGCAGCCGAUGGGGGUGACGCGGCUGGUACUGCUGCUUCGUCUGCGGUAGCAGAGCGUGCUGAGGGCAGCGCCAAGGGGAAGGGGAAGGGGAAGAAGGGUGGCGGGAAGGAUACGGCGGCGGCAGAGACUAGCGUCGAGGGCGGGGAGAAGGAGCAGGACGAAGGCGGCAAGGAUAACGACGCUGAGGAGGAAGAGGAAGAAGCUGAGGAGGCGGAGGGAGAGGGCGGUGUUGACGCCAUGGAGGAGGAGGAGGAGGAGGAGGAGGAGGAGGAGUCUGGCGAAGGCAAGGGAGAGGAAAAGGAGGAGGAGGAGGCUUCCUCGGAGGCUGUUGCUGCGGAGGGAGGGGAGGAGGAAGAGGCGGGUGUGGAGCCGCCUCCGGCGAAGGUCGCUCGAAAGGAUGGACGCAAGGAUAAGUCAGCCCGGCGAUCAUCUGCCUCCGGAGGCGGCAAGGGGGAGAAGGGCGGCAAAGGAGGAGGGGGGGGGGGCGGCGGCGGCGGCCAGAAGGACAAGAGGAAACGGGAGGUGAAGAAGAAGAAGAAGACGGCGCCGCCGCGGCGGCGCCCAGGGUGGGAGGGUCUGUCGAUGUACGAACGCAUCGCCUACGUGACCUUCCUCGUCAACGUCUUCCACUCCCUGGAAGAGCCCGUGGUCCGCAGCAACGUCCUUCGGCUGGCGUACCUGCCCCUGUGGGCCUCGCUCCAGCCGGGCCGGCUCGCUCUCGAGCUCCGGCCGUUCCCGCAGCUCAAGCGCCACUGGCAGCACCUCAAGGCCGGACUGGCCAAGGAAGAGGAGGAAGGGGAAGGCCAAGGGGGUGCGAAGUCUGGCAGGUCGGGCAUGGAGCGGUACGAGUACGAGUUCCUGCCGUCGCUGGCGAGGAUGUUUCUGGACGCCGUGGAGAGCUUCGACGGCACCGUCAAGGGCAAGAAGAAGAAGGGCGGGGGGGAGAACAAGGAGAACCAGGAGGAGGCGGCCGCGACAGGGGACGAACGGGCGGCGGCGGGUAGGGACCCCCCCCGCAAGCUGCUGGAGUUCUGCGAGCGUUUCAUGGAGUUCCUGAUUGACCUGCUGUGCCAGCUUCCCACCAGGCGUUUCCUGUGCGUUGUCCUGGAGGACAUGCGCGUGCUGGAGCGGUGCACGCUGUCGAAGCUCGCGGCCCACCCGAAGGCGAGGCUGUUCCGCCAGCUGCUGGAGAUGUUCCGGUUCUACCUGGGCUUUGAGAUCAACGACCAGACGGGACGGCCCCUGACCGACAAGGACAUGAUGGAGAAGCACCACUCGCGCGUGCACGUGUUGCAGAAGGUGGUCUUCGAGCACUACAGGCAGGCGCUGCCGGACUUCCCCUUCGUGAGCUCCGUCGCUGCCGGAAAGCGUGACUUCCUGGCUAAGACCCUGGGAACUUUGCCGGCCAACGUCCUGAAGAAAUUGGCGCAGAGGAUGGUCCUGGUCAGGAAAGAUGAGGAUGCUUCGGAAGGCGACGCCGCAGGGUUGUCCAACAAUAAGGCCUUCUUGCUGGAGGUGCUGCUCAACCACUUCGCCGACAGAGAUAGCCAGAUACAACAGGUGAACGAGCUUCCCCUGUACCCGAACGAGGCUCUCUUGUGGGACGAGAACCUGGUGCCGCUGGGGCAGUUUUACGGCGGGAAGGUCAUGGCUCUGCCCAAGCUGAACCUGCAGUUCCUCACUAGCCACGACUACCUGCUCAGGAGCUUCAACCUCUUCCGGCUAGAGUCUGCCUACGAGAUCCGCGGAGACCUCGUGGACGCCAUCCGCCGCACCAACCCCAGGCGCGACCCCACCAGGGGGGGUGCCACCCGUUUCGAGGGCUGGGCCAGGAUGGCGACGCCUAUAUCGGGGGUUUCCAUCACGGAGGUCAAGAAGCCGAACCUCGGGGAGAAGGUCCCGGCGGAGGUUCUCUCCGAGGUGACCCUUAACCUGGCCCACUUCGACCGGAUGCACAUGCGCGAGGAGUGGGACACCCUUCGGGAGCAUGACGUGGUCUUCCUGGUCUCCAUACAGUCCCCCCACUUCAACGGGCACCCCCAUCCGCCCCCGCCCCACCACCUCCACCACGCCGGCCGCGGCCGCGGCGGCGGCGGCAGAGGGGGUUUCCACCGGGGAGGCGGGAGGGGGCGCGGCAGAGGGCGUGGCCGAGGAGGGGGUAGGGGUUCUGGAGGAGAGAGGACGGUCAAGGACGAAGAAGACCCGCUGUUCCCUGCCAGGUAUGGCGUGGUGGCGGUACGAGGCGCGGAGGUUUACGAGCUGGCCGAUGAGGAGGGCAACCUGCUGAACGAUCCCGCCACACAGAAGGAGAGGAAAAACGCUCCUCCGGUUGGAAACAAGCGCACCCUUCGCCUGAGGCUGGACCCAGCGCAGUACCACGCCGACAUGAAGGCGGCCGACAUGGUGUACGAAACCGUCAACCUCCUGGUGCGGCGGAACGCCAAGGAGAACAACUUCAAGGGCAUCCUCGAGACCAUUCGGGACCUGAUGAACACCUCUGCGGUGGGGCAGGCGAUGCCCCCGUGGCUGCACGACGUCUUCCUAGGGUACGGGGACCCCGCGGGCGCGCACUACCGAAACUUGCCCGACCAGGUGACGGAGGGGGUGGACUUCGGGGACACCCUGCUGGAUAUCGACCAUGCGCGAGAGGCCUUUCCCGGCGCGGCGUUCAAGUUCACGGACGAGGCGGGCGAGGCCCUCACCCCCGAGGAGGUUGCGCCGCCUUUCAGGCUCUCCUUCUCCAAGGUUCCGCCGGCGGCGGCGGCGGGUGCGGGGGUACCCGCAGAUGGUGAUGCCAUGGAAGACUCAGAGGAAGGGGAAGGAGAAGGAGGGGAGGGGGGCAAAUCCUCCCCGACCCCCGCUUCCAAGGACGAGGUUCCGUCGAGAGAGCUCGUGACGGUAACGCCGUACAAGCUUCCCAACCCAGGGCCGUACCCGCAGGAUGUCCCCAAGAAGAACAAGGUGCGCUUCACGCCGGUCCAGAUGGAGGCCAUCCGCAGCGGCAUGAACCCGGGGCUUACCAUGGUCGUCGGGCCGCCUGGAACAGGCAAGACGGAUGUGGCGGUUCAGGUGAUCAGCAACCUGUACCACUCUUUCCCCAACCAAAGGACCAUUAUGGUGGCGCACAGCAACGCCGCGCUAAACGACCUCUUCGAAAAGAUCAUGGAAAAGGACAUCGACGAGAGGCAUCUGCUGCGUCUGGGAGCGGGCGAACGCGAGCUGCGCGAGGACACGAUGAAAGACUUUUCCAAGUUCGGACGUGUCAACUACACCCUCAAGCGCAGGCUCGAGCUCCUUGCAGAGGUCCAGAGGUUGGCGGAGACCAUCGGGGUCGAAGGGGACGUCGGGUACACGGGCGAAACCGCCGAGUACUUCCAGCUCUUCCACGUCACCUCCCGCAUCGAGCGGUUCGAGGCGGAGCUGGAACAGCGCAAGCCCACGGCCCCACCUUCUGCUACCGCUUCCCCCGAGAAGAAGGGCAGCAAGAAGAGCAACGGUAAGGAGGCGGGGGGCGGCAAUGACGCGGCGGCAGCCGGUGUCGUGAAGGAGCUGUUCCCUUUCCACGGUUUCUUCGCCAACGCUCCCGCUGGCGACAAGCUGUUCGGGGGCGUGGACGACGGGGAGGACCUGGAGGUGGCACGGGGCUGCUUCCGGCACAUCAGCAAGAUGUUCGAGGAGUUGGCGGACUACCGCGCCUUCGAGCUCCUCCGUUCACACUCGGCCCGCAGCGACUACCUCCUCACCAAGCAGGCGAGGAUCAUCGCCAUGACGUGCACGCACGCGGCCCUUAUCCGACGGCGCCUGGUGGAGCUGGGGUUCAAGUACGACAACAUGGUGAUGGAGGAGAGCGCGCAGAUUCUGGAGGUGGAGACGUUCAUACCCAUGAUGCUCCAGGACCUCGAUCCCGUACUCGGGUGCCGGCUGAAGCGCGUGACUCUCAUCGGUGACCACCACCAGCUUCCGCCCGUCGUCAAGUCCAUGGCUUUCCAGAAGUACAGCAAGCUGGACCAGAGCCUCUUCACUCGCUUCGUACGCCUGGGCACGCCCACAGUACAGCUCAAUGCGCAAGGGCGCGCCCGGCCCGAGAUCGCUGCCCUGUACAAUUGGCGCUACAAGGACCUCGGCAACCUGGCUCUGGUGCAGACGAAGCCGCAGUACCUGACAGCCAACGCCGGAUUCGGGUACGACUACCAGAUGAUCGACGUGCCCGACUUCGAGGGACGGGGAGAGACGACUCCCACGGCGUUCUUCUACCAGAACCUCGGGGAAGCAGAGUACGUCGUGGCCACCUACCAGUACAUGCGGCUGCUGGGCUACCCGGCCUCCAAGAUCUCCAUCCUGACGACGUAUAACGGGCAGUGCCAGCUGAUCGAGGACGUGGUGAAGCAGCGGUGCGCGAACAACGACCUCUUCGGGGAGCCUGGGAGGAUCGCUACGGUGGACAAGUACCAGGGCCAGCAGAACGACUACGUGCUUCUGUCGCUAGUGAGGACGCGGACGGUGGGGCACGUUCGCGACGUCCGUCGUCUGGUGGUGGCCCUCUCUCGGGCAAGGCUGGGGCUGUACGUCUUCUGCCGACAGUCCCUGUUCGAGGACUGCCGCGAGCUGGCCCCGGCCUUCCAGCAGAUGCUCAGGCGCCCCUCGAGGCUCCGGCUGGUGCUGAACGAGGCGUACCCGGGCGGACAGAGGCCGGCCACUGGAGACGCCGGCCCUCCCGCGGGGGUGCCCUUGUACGAGAUGCGCUCUGUUACCGAUAUGGGUGUGGUGGUGCACCAGAUGGCUUCGGCGGUGAUGGCACACCGGUCCGCGCUGGAGCAGGUGUCGACCCAGCAGGCGGCUCUGCAGAAGGCCGCGGCGGAAGCUGCCAACGUCCGAUGAGUACGUUUCUUCGAGCAGGGUGCAGGAGAUGCUAUGGGGGAUUGAAUCCUGUGAAGAAGCUUGUUUCGUAGUAAACCGGCGGGGGGAUCGGUGGAAAGGGGGCAGGAUGAGGACGGAUGCGCUCAGUGGAGAAAAAAUAGCAACGUGUUUCGGGUUGUCCUUGGUACCAUGGGAUAGGAGAUGGGGGUAACAACGCGGGGGGAGGGGGGGUUCCAAGCCAAAGUAAGACGCCAAGCAAGACACUGGACAUAAUUCGUUUCAGCUGCACUUGCGUAAUAGAAGUAUGAAAUAGCGAGAGGGGUUGGAAAAGUGCUGUCGAUGUGGGACAGCGAUCGCACAGCAGCAACAUGUUACGAUUUUCCUAGUUGGCCAGCGGCGGCGACCUUGACAGCGAAUCAACCAAGGUCUUGUUAUUGUGAAGGCACGACAAGCAUGAGGCUUGGAUGGAGCUGUCCGUCGAGAGCGAUAACGAGUCGUGAGACGGUCGAGCACGAGAGCUCCCCCUGCGGGCGUACGCACCAAGACAUGGAAUUGUCACGCGGUACAGGUACAGUAGCAUUGUAGGCGAUGGUGCUGAAGAGGGGGGCGGGAGGAAGAGACACUGGACUUUGAGGUUGAGGUCGGGGCGAUAUGGAUGUAACGUUGGCCAGUGUGUUGCCAAACCUCUGGUCAGUAGCUCGUAGUCAUCGGUACCGGUCCAACUGUCCCCAAACGGGGGUACACACUCGUGAAAAAUAUAAAUGGAAAUGAUACUGGACUCACAAGUCCUCGAAGCCGGUGUGAAUUAGGAAUGAAUCCACCACCGCAGGCUGUCUGCCGAUAGAGGAAGUGGGCAUGGAGUAAGGGGGGCCCAUGCUGCCGCCUACUGACGACUUGAGCUUCUUCGCUCUGCUCUCUUUCUUGGUUGAAACCCUUUCCCGCACGACACAUGCAUGAUGAAUGCAUGGAUUUUGAGGGCACGCUACCGACCACACAUACCUGCAUGCUACAUGGAUUAUGAUGGCAGGCAAUCGAGAGGUUUGUUCUGGAGUCUUGUGGAGGUUGUCGACGAGCUGCCCGUUUGAAUCGACAACCCGGGACUCCCCCCCCCCCGUCAAUGGUCUAACGACUACACGGGUUUACAUGAGUACACCCCCCCUUCGCUAUCUGUUGCUGCGAAAGAGAAAGAGGAAGAGAAAAUAUGGGAAGGCCUUGAGAAGAAACUCCAAGGUGGAGGGCCCACAGAGUACACACACACCUCUGUUAUUGUUGUUUCGUUCCGGAAGAAAGAGAAGAAAAACGGUGGUAUAAUAGUGCCAUAGUCCAAGAGAAGCUCAAAGGCAAGGGGGGACAGGGACGCGCUACUGCUGGACGUAGCCGGGCGAACCCAUCCCUCCUUAGACCCAUUUUUUUUCACAGAUUUCUCGGCAUCCUGCGGGAUCGAUACGGAGGAGGCAGAGAUCGGCCUUGCCCCGAUGCCUACCGCGCCAUAGCGCAUCUAUACACACCUGCAUUGUGUCUGGACUCCGAUGACUUGGCGAAAAACAGGAUGGGACCGAGAAAAAAAGAGGACUCUUCGCUGUUAUGUCAUCUCGACGGGGGGGGGGGUGUUUGGUGUUUCCGAGAAAGGAAGGGCGUAUGAUACCCGGGUUGAAUCGGCGUCGUUGUAUGUCUUUCGCUCCCCUUUCGUUCCUCCACCGCGCCUGACGAUGUGAAACCCACGUUGUCAUUUGUGAUUGUGAUGGAAUAAAUUGACUGCGAACGCUAAAGCUUAAAUGUGUCACCACCCUUGAUAUACACAUACAUGCUCAUCACUAAACGUCGUCGCGUCGACCCACCUACUGCUAUGUGCCCCCGCCGUAAUGGGCAGGGGCAAAGAUAAACAGGACAAAAUAAAGGUGAAAAGUGACGUUAACAGCAGCAACAGCAUAGUUCGACCAGCGCCUCCCCCCAUCUCCAGCCAAGUCAAGUCUAUCUUCUACGGUACAACCAAGAGCUCCCGGUCAGAGCAGCGAGAUGAGAGAGAAAUACACGCAGCACACUGAGCAACACACUCUCUCCCUCCAAACAAACGGCGCGGUGAAACAACAGCACAAACAACAAGAGAGAUAAUUCGCACAAAAAAAAAACAUGACCGAGUCUAGAAAAAGAAGACACACCCUGUGGCACGCACUUCGUUCGCUGAUUGGUCAACGCACCUGCGAACUUUCUUUUUAAGCCCCCGCCAUGCGUAAACGGUAACCAUCAUCUUCCCAA